CACGUUCGAGUAGUAGGCGGGUGACUGGAAUGCAGGGUCAGCAACGGAUCAGUGUAUCAGGGGUUGAUGAACCUUCGUUUUCAAUUACCAGCGUACAAAGAUGCGGAACGACCAAUCGUAAAUAAGUGAUCGAAUCCGAGCGACUCAAACGAAUACUGAUUUGCAACAUAUUGGGUUUUUUUCGGUGCAAAAUUGCUUGUGGAAAGCGUCGAAAAUUCCAUGUUUGCAAUCAAUUUUGGCGUUGUUUGGAAAUUCAUUGGCAAGAUUAACACAAUAGACCGGAGGAAUACUAUCAAGGUAUCCUUCCAUCCUGCACCCUGCGAAGAUUAUUCAAUAUCCACUGCAUUCCGUUCCUCGAAGCCAACAGCAAACGAUACCAACGAGAAUGCAAAUGCUAAAGAGGACGGAUACACCACCGUGACCCCACAAGACCAAGAAACGCGAGAGAAGACAGAAUGACUGAUUCACCAAACUGCGGUGAAAAACGCAGCUAAUGCUUCACCACCAAAUAUAAGCAUCUCAACAAACAGCAGGAUAUAAGCAUAAGCAUAAGACAUCGCCCGUAGUUGCUACUCCGUUAUUGACCAGAACCAAUUGAGAUUACAAAUUAUUCAUUGGAACAACAUGUUUGGGAAUAACAUGAUGAGCCACAUUGUGCAAUCUAUAUUGCUCCCUGCAUGCUGAUCAAUACCGACGCCGACCACGUCCAAAUGCAGAUCUUCUGGGGAAGGAAGGAAUGUUAGUCCGAUACAUGUUGCUACUAGAAACCGAGGAAUCCUCUGCAUCUCCACAUGUAUCACGGGAAGAACCAUAGCGAUGGUCGAUAAACGAAUUAUGUGCGUGGGUCUUUGCAAUCUGGACAUAAUUCAGGUGUGUGAAAACUUUCCACUGGAGGACUCCGACCAACGUUCCAUGCACAGUCGCUGGCAGCGCGGUGGCAAUGCGUCCAAUAACUGCACGGUCCUGGCGCUGCUCGAUGCCAAAUGCGAACUCUUAUCGACGUUCAGUGAUUCCGAACACUUUGCGUUUGCUAUUCGAGAUCUUCACCGGCGAGAAAUCUUGACCGAAAACUGUGUUUUUCACAAAGGUAGUGAAAUUCCGCUGUCUACCGUGUGGUUGAACGCCAGCUCGGGCAGUCGAACGAUUGUUCACUCGAAUCCUAAUCUGCCAGAGUUAACGGAGGAACAAUUUGGUUACUGUAAUUUAGAACACUACAGUUGGAUUCAUUUCGAAGGAAGACGAAGCUCCGGCGAGAUAGCCAAAAUGAUAAAGCGAAUCAAAAUGUGGAACGAAACGCGGAAAGUGACCGAACGAAUCACUAUUUCAAUCGAACUGGAGAAACCAAGAGAAUCAAAUUUGCUAUUGAUUCCGAACGUAAAUGUUAUCUUCUUGGGAAAGGAUUUUGCUAGUUUUAUGGGUUUUAACACCGCACUUGAAGCGGUGCAAGGAUUUAAGAAACGCUUUUCGGGAAGUUACACCGUCAUUUGUCCGUGGGGAAACAUCGGCGUUAGCGCGCUAGACCAAAGCAAUCAAUAUUUCAACUGUGGAGUUUACCCACCUGCGACAAUUCGGGAUACUCUUGGAGCAGGGGACACCUUUUGCGCGGGAUGUAUUUUUCAGCUGAACCAAGGAAACUCAUUACAAAAAGCGAUUGAGUAUGGUUCCCAACUAGCAGGUCUUAAAAUUGGUGAUUUUGGCUUCGAUCACCUAAAAGAAAAGAUUGAUCAGUUACGUGAAUAGAGGCUUUCUCUGUAAAACAUUCCAACGCAACCAAAGCUGAAGUAAGGAUUCAUUGUCCAGG
Molecule: messenger RNA, 1801 nt
Organism: Topomyia yanbarensis
Lineage: Eukaryota; Metazoa; Arthropoda; Insecta; Diptera; Culicidae
Product: ketohexokinase-like
Exons: 8
Coding region: 817-1740 (307 amino acids)
Biological process (GO): fructose metabolic process
Molecular function (GO): ketohexokinase activity
Source: RefSeq, a predicted model, not a curated record